Molecule: messenger RNA, 1951 nt
Organism: Coregonus clupeaformis (lake whitefish)
Lineage: Eukaryota; Metazoa; Chordata; Actinopteri; Salmoniformes; Salmonidae
Gene: frrs1a
Product: ferric-chelate reductase 1a
Exons: 16
Coding region: 1-1791 (596 amino acids)
Molecular function (GO): oxidoreductase activity, acting on metal ions
Source: RefSeq, a predicted model, not a curated record
AUGCUGGAGAUGGGUGUGAGUCUAUGGAGCAGCUUGCUGUUAGUUCAGACUCUUUGUUUGACAUCAGUUGAUGCCUACCCCAAUGGAGAAGUGACUGAAUCCUGUGGGAGUAUGAUGCCAAAACACAGUCAUGCCCCCAAUACCACCCAAUGUCCCUACACUCUGGCUGUCAAUGUCACUCAAUUCAGUUCAGGAGAUUACAUCCAAGUUACCAUAUCUGGAACGACAUACUUUGAGGGCUUCCUGCUUGAGGCUCGGAAUGCAUCCAAUCCAGACUCUGAUGCUGUCGGCUCCUUCACCCUAACCAAUCCUAAAACCACACAACUGUUGAAAUGUGGCCACACUCCGGGUUCAGCUGUCAGUCACACAAGUGAUGCCAGACAGACAAAAAUCGUGGUAAUCUGGAACGCUCCCCAAAACUCUCCAGAUGCUGUCGAAUUUCUUGUGACGGUAGUGGCUCAUUACAAUACUUUCUGGGUGAAAAUCCCCGGUCCGGUUGUGUCUCAGAGUGGGGUGCCUCCCAUCCCACCUAAACCCACCACACCUUCCACUACCAUAAAGACGUCAACUCCCUCUGUGUUGCCCAGACCAUUCAGCUCAGUGGGUUGUGGCCAACAGAAGUCCUGCCUGUUGGACCCAGCGGGAUGUGACCCUGAAAAAGAUUCAACGUGCUUCUUCCUGUCGUUUGCCCCCAAGGGACAGUCUGUGGAGUUUGAGCUCAGUGGGCCCUCAGAUGGCUACAUUGCCUUCGCCCUCUCCCAUGACACAUGGAUGGGGGAUGAUGACGUGUACCUAUGUGUGAGGGAUGACAGCUCGGUGGAUGUGAGCGCAGCUUAUGUCAAAGGAAGGUCCCACCCAGAGGAGGCCUCUGAGAAUGUUCUUACAGAUGUGGCCUGGAGAUUGGCGGAUGGAGUAAUUCAGUGUCGGUUUCGUCGACGCGUUCUUGUCCCACAGGACGCGACCCGGUUUAGUCUGGACGCACAGUACUACCUGUUCAUGGCAUACGGUGAAGCUGAAUACGGCGAGGUGCACAGGCAUGACCGCCAACCCCUCAUAUCCUCACAGCAGUCAGUCAUCAACGGCCCAGCAGAGAUUCUCACUGGCUCUCGAUCACCACUCCUCAUGAAAUUUCACAGCGUUCUGAUGUUAAUUGCAUGGAUGUUGGCUGGAAGCACAGGUACUUUCAUAGCCAGCUACUUCAAGCCUGAUUGGCCAGAGAAAACACUGUUCGGUCAGAAAAUGUGGUUCCAGGUGCAUCGAGGGUUGAUGAUGUUAACAGUGCUGCUUACCUGUGUGGCCUUCACUCUUCCCUUCAUCUACAGAGGAGGUUGGAGUAAGAGUGCUGGGGCCCAUCCCUACCUGGGAUGUACUGUACUAGCCCUGGCUCUCCUUCAGCCUAUCAUGGCCACUCUCAGACCUCCCCCUGACUCCUCCAGGAGGUGGGUGUUUAAUUGGCUGCAUUGGGGAGCUGGGACUGUUGCUGAGAUUAUGGCUGUGGCGGCCAUGUUUUUGGGGAUGGGCCAGCAGUCUGUGCUCCUGCCUCACCCCUGGUACCUGCUGGUUCUGGCUGGGUUCCUGGCAUGGGUCGUCCUCUUGAGGGUGCUCCUUGGGCUCCAUAAAAAAGGCUACAUUAAAACACCGAGUGACACUGAUGACCAGCAGAGGAUUCUUGCUGACCACUCAGAGGGCAGCGCUUGGGAUGCAUGGUUCAAAAUCGUUGCCCUUCUUGCCUUUAUUAUUGGGAAUAGCGGGUUCCUGAUCAGCUUCAUUUACACCAUCAGUGGAUUGUGAUGAAUCUGUGAGAAUGGCCAUUCCAUGGUACAUGACAACUCACUGGCUGUUAGAAUGAUGGAGGAUCCUGAUUCUUAUUCAAAUUCAGGCCACAGCCAGAUCAAGGCACUGAACCAGAUCUAAAGCUAUAAAUGGAGUGACAGGAAAUGGUAGGGAAUAU